GUUAACAGCAGGUUAACACACCAACCAUCACAACUGAGUUCUGUUUCCAAUCUCGUUCCCCCAAAUGUAGUUAAAGCGUCUAUCAAUUUCCUUCUUUUUCUCACAAAUUUUCGCAAGUACUCUUCUCAUUCCACAAGGCCAUGAUUUAAAUUUACUUCUGAAAAAGAGAAAAUUAGUCAAAGUGUGCUACAAAAUGAAGAAAAUAAGCAGUCUCCUAGUAAUUCUCCUGCUCACAGUGCAAUUGUCAUCGUCAUUUGACAUUAGUUUCGGGGAUGUGACAGAAAUUUUAAAGUUCACCAAAGAAACAGUGACUGACGCUCUUGAAUCAUGGGAAUGGAUACGACCGAAGAGGCCAAAUAUAAAUGACGACAAUGAUUUUCCAUUCGUCAAGAGAAUGGAGAAACGUCUAAUGGAUAAAAUGAAAACAGUCUCAAUGAAAUUGGAAUUAAUUGAGGAUCGAAUUGAGCAGAGAACAGAGACAAUGUUCUAUCGCAUUUUACGUGAAAUACCCGAGAGGGAAAAACUCGAGAAGGGAAUGCACGAUAUUUACAAAUCAAUUGGACAAGUGGACAAUUUAUAUCAAACAUUUUUGAAUUAUGUCGAAUAUCGCAGUAAAUUUGAGACAUAUACAUUACAAGAUUUCUCGAGGACAAUACUUUCGCAUCGUUUAGGCGAUCUUCGCGAUGUUAUUAAAUCAAUUCACAGUCAAGUUGUGCCACAGGAUUAUGAUAUUUUCCAGCAAAGUAUUCUCACAAUUUUGUCGAAUCGCAUGAAGGAAUCUUCAGCACAAAUUUGUAAUUUACAUCAAUCGCCACAACAAUUGUUGUAUAAUCUUUACAAUACAAUUACUCUCACUGAAAUUAAAGGCUUUACAAUGAUGCAAUUUUCAUUGAAGCUCUUGAGACUUUACCAAAACGGAUCAUUUAUUCAGGAGGAAAAUCAAUUGAAAAGAGAAUAUCAAGACAGAAUAACCGAGACACUAAGAGCAGUUAAAACUGCAAUGGCCUUUGCACCACGAGAUCUUUGGAAAUGCGAUCCAGCAAUUCACAAAUCAGACGAAACAUACACGGAAUUGAAACAACUCUUCCAAGGUUACAUCGUAAAUGAAGUAGACCUCAACGAUAUAACGACUUGUAGAGAAAAUUGUGGUUAUUAUUCAGUGGCAAAACAGCAGAGUUGUUACAAAAAUCAAUUUUGCUCUCAACAACGUCGUUGUAAUGGAAAAAUAGUUCACUGCCAAUAUGUUGACUCGGACAUGUGGAUUUGUCCAUCGGCGAAGAAUUCUACACGAAGAUACGAAUACAUUGAAUACGAAAAUGGACUCGUCUAUGGAAAAAAGGACAAAUGUUUCGCAGGAACAACAAAAGUCGACAGUUGGUGGCGUUGGCUUUUCUGGCACUGUAGCUAUUGUUUCUGCUACUGCGACGAUCAUAAUUCAAAUUCAGAUCGUUAUUUCAAUUUACGAGAAGUCGUUUCUGAUAUUGUCAACAACAAAGUCGUGACGGGAAUAAGACUACAAAAGGUGAACAAAAUUAUUCAUAUUCAAAUUCAAGAAGGAACACUUCGCGCUCAAGGAAACAUCGAUCCAGAAAGUAUAUCAUGGAAGGACAUCGACGACUAUACGAUUUUGGAUCGAAACGUGAGAAAUGGAAUCGAUUACCACACGAUAAGUUGGGAGAGAAGAGGCGUCGAUUUAGAUGAUCUUGUCCCUCCAGCAGAUCAUUUAUUAACUGGUUUGAAAUUCAAACUCCUUGGUUCGAAUUUAAAUCUCGAAAUUCGUGCGACACCUUUUAAUUUCACAACCGGUAGUUUGAUGAAGGAGAAGAGUCGUUGGUAUGCGAAUGACAAUACCGAUGCUAAUGAGGGAUUCAAUGAGCAUAUCACAGUCGCUGGCAAAAGAACCGAAUUAAAAUUGGAAAAACCGGACAUUCCGAUAAGAGCGGAAUCGAGGGCGGUUCCAGAUUCGAGAUCAAAUCAAUUUUUACACUUCCAACCGACUGAUCUUGAGAAAGACGCUGGACAAACGACAAUUCCAUUCCUCGACAUUCAACCAAUUGUUCCAAAGCCACCGGUGCCAUUAGCUGGCGCUGGAAUUUUCCACAAGGGACAAACGGGCUCCGGAGGAUUCGUCGCAUUGAAAUUAAUAACUUACAAUUUUUCCCGACAUUUAGAAAUUGAUUUGUCACCCUCGAAACCAGUGAUUGGAUUGAGUAACGAAAUCACUGCGUCAUAAUUUAAUUAAAUUAUCUCUUUUUUUUGUCUUAGAAAAUUAACGAUCGAACAAAAAAUUGUCAGCCGGGUGCUACACGAAAAUAAUUUUAAUUUCCUGUUGUUAAACAAAACAGUGAAACAAAACUGAAACAAAACAGUUAAAUAACAACCUCUGGAAAAAAAGACAGUUAUUUAACAGUCGUUUCGAUUCACGAUUUUUAACAACACUAACUAAAAAUUUCACAUUUUUUCCGAAAGGACAAAAUUUGUCACCGAGAAAAAAAAUAUUCUUCUCGAAAGCAAAGAAAUAUCAAACUAAGUUUUUAUGUCAUUAAAAUUAGAUUUAGACUUUUUUUUAUAUUAUAAAUAAAACGAAAAGAAACAA
Leptopilina heterotoma is the source of this 2596-nucleotide messenger RNA. RefSeq lists its product as uncharacterized. Bases 194 to 2233 code for a protein of 679 amino acids. Lineage: Eukaryota; Metazoa; Arthropoda; Insecta; Hymenoptera; Figitidae. The transcript is spliced from 8 exons. The record is from RefSeq and is a predicted model, not a curated record.